This is a messenger RNA of Cariama cristata (Red-legged seriema), 1180 nucleotides long. It is a transcript of the gene TMOD1, whose product is annotated as tropomodulin 1. The record is from RefSeq and is a predicted model, not a curated record. The transcript has 9 exons. Gene Ontology annotation, biological process: pointed-end actin filament capping; muscle contraction; myofibril assembly. Gene Ontology annotation, cellular component: myofibril; striated muscle thin filament. The coding region runs from base 101 to 1180 and encodes 359 amino acids. Gene Ontology annotation, molecular function: tropomyosin binding. Lineage: Eukaryota; Metazoa; Chordata; Aves; Cariamiformes; Cariamidae.
GGGCUACAGUGUCAUGUCUUGUGUAUUCAGUAUGACGCUUCCUGUUUUCAUUUCAGGUCUUGUUUUGGCAUAAAAGUGAGAUUCACGAGACUCCUCUAAGAUGUCUUACAGAAAGGAGCUAGAAAAAUACCGAGACCUGGAUGAAGACAAGAUCCUUGGAGCUCUGACAGAGGAGGAGCUCAGAAAGUUAGAGAAUGAACUGGAAGAGCUGGAUCCUGAUAAUGCAUUGCUGCCGGCAGGGCUCAGGCAGCGGGAUCAGACACAAAAGCCACCAACCGGCCCAUUCAAAAGGGAGGAACUCAUGGCCCACCUAGAAAAGCAGGCAAAGGAUGUUAAAGACAGAGAAGACUUGGUUCCUUUCACGGGUGAAAAGAGAGGAAAAGCUUGGAUCCCCAAGCAGAAGCCGAUGGAUCCUGUUUUGGAAAGUGUGACUCUGGAGCCGGAACUGGAGGAAGCCCUUGCUAAUGCCUCUGAUGCAGAGCUCUGUGACAUUGCUGCCAUCCUUGGCAUGCACACCUUGAUGAGUAACCAGCAGUACUACGGGGCACUGGGGAGCAGCACCAUCGUGAACAAAGAAGGGCUCAACAGUGUGAUUAAGCCCACACAGUACAAACCAGUUCCUGAUGAGGAACCAAACUCAACGGAUGUGGAGGAAACUCUGAAACGAAUACAAAGCAAUGAUCCUGACCUUGAGGAAGUCAACCUUAACAAUAUUAUGAAUAUUCCCAUACCAACUUUAAAAACUUUUGCAGAAGCACUGAAAAAUAACACCUACGUGAAGAAGUUCAGUAUAGUUGGAACACGGAGCAACGAUCCUGUUGCUUUCGCACUGGCAGAAAUGCUGAAGGUCAAUAACACACUGAAGAGCCUGAAUGUGGAAUCAAACUUCAUUUCUGGGUCAGGGAUCCUGGCUGUUGUCGAAGCGCUCCAGGGCAACACAUCGCUCGUAGAGCUGCGCAUCGACAACCAGAGCCAGCCACUGGGCAACAAAGUAGAAAUGGAAAUCGCAAACAUGUUGGAAAAAAACACCUCCCUGCUGAAGUUUGGGUACCAUUUCACUCAGCAAGGUCCCCGACUCCGCGCUUCCAAUGCCAUGAUGAAUAACAAUGACCUAGUGAGGAAGAGAAGACUUGCAGAGUUGAAUGGGCCUAUUUUUCCCAAGUGCAGAACUGGAGUGUAG